Molecule: messenger RNA, 3471 nt
Organism: Mangifera indica (mango)
Lineage: Eukaryota; Viridiplantae; Streptophyta; Magnoliopsida; Sapindales; Anacardiaceae
Product: small RNA 2'-O-methyltransferase
Exons: 10
Coding region: 383-3229 (948 amino acids)
Biological process (GO): piRNA processing; RNA methylation; siRNA processing
Cellular component (GO): cytoplasm; nucleus
Molecular function (GO): RNA methyltransferase activity; O-methyltransferase activity
Source: RefSeq, a predicted model, not a curated record
UUUGCAUAAAAAACUUGUUUUAUCUAUUCAUCGAUGCGUUAUUUCAAAUAUAUGGGUGUCAAUGUAAUAAGUAUGCAAAAUAUGUCAAUUUUCCCGUUGUAUAUAAUGGGAAGGAGAAGAGAAAGCAUUGCAAUGAAUUAUGCAGUACCAAAAUGUUGCAGUAUAAAAGCAUUUAGUUGUUGAAGUUCAUCUAUGUUAUCGUGUACUGUGGUUAUUCAUUUUGGACAUUUAAAAAUUGGAGAAGGGCUUUUGAGGUGUCCAUUUUCACGGUUUUGUGGAGAGACAAGUUUGGAUUUUUGGGUUCUCUAUUGAAGUUGAGGCAAUUUGCUACAGUACUGUCAUAGUUGUUUAGUAUAUUAAAUCCAACAAUUGGUGAGUGCUGAUGGAAACUGAAGGCCCCUCAGCUGUUUCUGUGAGAAAGACAAGUCUUACUCCGAAGGCUAUUAUUUUCCAGAAGUUUGGUAAGGAGGCACACUAUACAGUAGACGAAGUACCUGCUGCUCAACAUGGAUGCCCAGGAUUGGCUAUUCCUCACAAAGGUCCUUGCCUUUAUCGCUGCAGUUUGCAGCUUCCGGAUUUUUCUGUUGUGUCAGAAAUCUGUAAGAAGAAGAAAGAUGCUGAGCAGUCUGCUGCUGAGAAGGCCAUUGAAAAGCUUGGCAUUGAGACUUCAACGGAUCAUCCCUCUGCUGGGGAAGCAUUCAGUAAAUUAACUGGUUGUGUAAAAUUUCUAUUUUCAAAUGAGUUCCUUUCAUCACUUCAUCCACUGAGCGGUCACUUUAGAGCAGCUUUGCAGAGAGAUGGCGACCUUUACAGUUCAGUUCCUGCUUCUAUCAUGGCUGUAUACGAUUCAAAGCUCAGUAAUUUGUGUAAAAUAAUUAAUCCUGAGGCAGAGUUAAAUAAUAUUUUGGUCAUAUCAUAUAUCAUGAGGGCUGCUGCUAGGCUAGAGUCUGUUGUUACUUUCGAGGGACAGCUUUCUAUACGGAGGAAAAAUCCAUAUCCACCUAAUAUUAUAGAAUCAUUAGUAAUCCAGCAAUCUGAUUCCGCUAAUAGCAUAUGUUUUCAAGGCAUAUAUAUUCCAUGUUCGCUGGAGAAGGCUGUUCAGUCAGUUACACUUGAUGUUUCGUCAACUGGGUAUUAUCUGGAUGUUAUUGCCCAAAAACUUGGUUUAACAGAUGGAAACAAGGUUCUUGUCUCAAGGACCAUUGGUAAAACAUCUUCUGAGAUGAGAUUGUACUUUGCUGCUCCAAAGUCAUUCAUUUUCGAUCUGGCAUCUGAUCUUCCUAAUGUGAAAGGAGUUGCUAACUUUGAAGGUUUGUUGAAUCCAAGGGCAAGCUACUUCAUUGGUCAAGAAAUAUAUGGUGAUGCAGUCUUGGCAUCCAUUGGAUACACAUGGAAGUCUAAGGACCUUUUUCAUGAAGAUAUAACCCUGAAAUCAUAUUACAGGGUGCUUAUAAGUCUGAUGCCCACUGGAGUUUACAAACUGUCCAGAGAUGCAAUACUUAUGGCAGAGUUGCCCGUGGCAUUUACAUCGAAAACAACCUGGAGAGGUUCCUUUCCAAGAGAGAUUCUCAGUAUGUUUUGUCGUCAACACUGGCUGUCUGAACCUGUUUUUAUUCCUUUAGCAGCAUCAUCUGAGUCAACAAGAAUACACCAGAAAUUUGUGGUUCCAGAGUCAGCUGAACAAGAGACAGAAUGUACAGAAGCAAGUGGCAAUCUUACUAGUGGCCAAGAGAUGAUUAGAUGCGAAGUAAAAUUAUUUUCCAAGUGUCAAGAUUUGAUUUUGGAAUGUUCACCCAAAGAAUUACACAAGAAGGAGAGUGAUUCCUUACAGAAUGCUUCUUUGAAAGUUCUCUCUUGGUUAAAUGCAUAUUUAAAGAACCCUGACAUGUCUUUGGAGAUGCUAAACUAUUCUGCUGGUGCCCUUGACAUUCGAUUUUAUCCCCAAAACUUUUUCAAAAAGUUUGCAUUAUGUCGGUCUUGUCAUAAUGUUGAUCAUAGUGAAUCUCAAAGAGGUAGAUUUCUAAAAUCAAACUCUAUAAGUGGGCUAGAUGCUGUCCCUGAACAUGGAGUUUGUUGUUUGAGCAUAGGAGGUCCUGAUUCUGGUGUCUGUCCAUCUAAUGGGUCCUUAUUAUUUAUAAGUUAUUCCGUAUCUUUGGUUAUAGAAGCCCAAAAUAUGAAAGAACUUCUUGAAAGCAAAGAGGAGUUUGAAUUUGAGAUAGGGACUGGAGCUGUUGUUUCAUAUAUAGAAGCUGUUAUAACACAGAUGUCUGUUGGUCAGUCUGCUUGUUUCAAUACACAGUUGCCCCCUCAAGAGUUGAUUUUAGCUGUAGCUGAUGACACUGCUAGAACUCGUUCACUGUUAUCAUCAGAAGCUUGCUGCUUGGAGUACUCUAUAACAUUGUUGAGCAUGACAGAACCCCCAGAGGACAGAAUGGAACAGGCUCUAUUCAGCCCUCCACUCUCAAAGCAACGGGUGGAAUAUGCUGUGCAGCAUAUUAAAGAAUCUUGUGCUACUACUUUGGUUGACUUUGGAUGUGGUUCUGGAAGUCUACUGGACUCUUUGUUAGACUAUCCAACAGCUCUUGAAAAAAUUGUUGGUGUUGAUUUAUCUCAGAAAAGUCUCAGCCGGGCAGCUAAGAUACUUCAUUCAAAACUCAACUCAAAGUUGGAUCCAGCUGUUUCAUAUACUGGCAUAAAGUCUGCUGUACUUUAUGACGGUUCCAUUACAGUUUUUGAUUCUCGAUUGUGUGGUUUUGAUAUUGGUACUUGCUUAGAGGUGAUUGAGCAUAUGGAGGAGGAGGAUGCAUCUUUGUUUGGCAGCAUUGUGCUAAGCUGUUUUCGUCCACGGAUUCUCAUUGUUUCCACCCCUAAUUAUGAGUAUAAUGUGAUACUUCAGAAAUCCAGUCUAACAAGCCAAGAAGGUGACCCGGAUGAUAAAACAGAGUCACAGCCUUUGAAGUUUCGUAACCAUGAUCACAAGUUUGAAUGGACCAGAGAGCAGUUCAAUCGGUGGGCAUCUGAACUAGCAGCAAGGCACAAUUACAGCGUAGAGUUCAGUGGGGUUGGUGGUUCUGCUGGCACCGAACCAGGGUUUGCUUCUCAAAUAGCCGUCUUCAGAAGUCGCUCUGAAACCAAGGAAGAUAAUCCUCAAAUUGACAAAGAGGUAACUCACCAUCACAGAGUUAUAUGGGAGUGGGAUAGUAGCAAUUGUUCAAGGACUGCUCUUUGAGAAGUAAACCAAGCUACAGCCGUUCUAGUAGCACAUAUAAGAGGGAUCUUUUGGUAAAUUUACCGGGCCAUAUUAUUUUAACUGGUAUGUUGUGCAGUUUUUUGGAUGCCAAUAUUGCCUCAGUGACCUUACCAAAGUUGUCUAGCUAUUUAGUAGCUUAUGAUAUAGAUGGAAUGUCCAUAUAAUGAAAGAUUGGAUAUUUAAAUUGAAAAUUAGGUAAAAUUGUCAAAGAUUGAAAAUUA